Messenger RNA from Copidosoma floridanum, 2310 nucleotides. It is a transcript of the gene Fitm, whose product is annotated as acyl-coenzyme A diphosphatase Fitm. The record is from RefSeq and is a predicted model, not a curated record. Gene Ontology annotation, biological process: lipid droplet organization; phospholipid biosynthetic process; lipid storage. NCBI's taxonomy places the organism in Eukaryota, Metazoa, Arthropoda, Insecta, Hymenoptera, Encyrtidae. Gene Ontology annotation, cellular component: endoplasmic reticulum membrane. Gene Ontology annotation, molecular function: coenzyme A diphosphatase activity.
GUCGUCUACUUUUAGCCUGCGUCGUCUGCAUUAUGUGUGACAACAUCAAAGUUCCAAGAUAAAAAUAACAAAAAAUAAAAGUCAAAUUUGUGAGUGCAGUUUGUUACUUUUUCCUCGUACCACACAUUAGAUUCUUAUUUAAUUAUUUAUUAAGUUUGGCGUUGAAGAAAAUAAGGCUUGUAUGCGUGUACCGCAGAGUGCAGUGAAAAAAAGGGUUACAGCUUACUGCCGUACAGGUUAUACAAAGAUACUCCGCGAAUGUCGAAGCGCAAAUCGAUACACUCCGCGGGAGGCUUGCCGAGCAGCUCAGCGGCGAAAAACAAUGUUUUCACAACAAAUUUUAACUUUCGGCCAAAUUCCACGCAGGAGGACCGAGGCGGCACACGGCCGAUAGCUGCUCCAAGCUCCGUAAGCCUUGUCCUGGUGACGAUGAUUUUGCACAUCUGCAAGAAGUCCUUGCUUUACGAUCCACGACUCAAGGCUGUCAUAUAUUUCGCGGCGAUAUUUGUAGGCUCCAUCAUAGCGGAUGUUGUGUCAGUACCCAAUACCUAUUUCGCCAAAUCCAACAACUUUUUAAACAGAUUCUUCAUCAAGUGGGCCUGGGGCUGGCUUCUCGCGACUGCUGCGCCCUGGAUAAUUCUCACGGCACACACGAUAGGUUGCGGUAGGCGCUCAAUUCUUAUAAAACACCUCGUUCGGUUGGCCUUUGCCACAGCUGCUUGGAUGCUCUGGAUGAAUAUUUUCCGCUACGUGGAAACCAACUAUGGGCGCUGUUUGGGGACGAGGGAUCGUGGUUUGCAUACAAAAUCCAAGUGUCUCCAAGCUGGACAAUUCUGGAGCAGCAUUGACAUCUCUGGUCAUGCCUUUAUUAUUAUUUACUCUAGCUUAAUUUUGUCAGAAGAAGGCUAUUCUCUGCUUGGGUGGGAAGGUAUCAAGAACUUGAUUAUGAAUGAAGAGUACAAUAGGAAGUCAUCCACAGAAAACACCACAGGAUGUUUGCGAAAUUUGUCAGAUAUAGAUCUAAAUUUUUUGAAAAAAGCUUAUGAAGCUUUGACACCGUACUUAAGAGGAUUAUUCAUUGCCAUGACAAUCCAGCAAGUCAUUUGGGAUGUGAUGCUUGUUGCUACUAUUUUGUAUUAUCACAUUAUGAUUGAAAAGUUUAUGGGUGGUGUUGCAGCUAUUCUGACAUGGUAUGUCAGCUACUAUUGGUUGUUUAGACUACCACUGUUGGGUAUGGUGAUGCCAGGUGAAGGAAUUUUCAAGUAUAAUGAACUUAAAGAAAAGAAUAACAUACCAAAGCCAAAACGUUCUUUAUCAAACAGAGGUCCGACUUUCAUGGGUAUGCCAAUAAAAACCUGCAGGGACGAACUUGAGAAGAAUGACUCAAAAACAAGAGAUGUUGAUACAGAAUUAAUAUAUAGGAGAAAUUGAUGUUUUAAGGGAUAUUUUAGUACAAAAGGGUGUAUAGUAAAAAAAAAUUUACUUCAGAUUUUUGAAAUUGGACAUCAUCUAGUUAUGGAUCAAGGAUAGAUUUAUAUUUAUUAACAGGGUUUUAUUUUGGUGUUGUGAUAUUACCUUUGCUUAAAAAAUUGGAGCUAAGUAAAUUUAUUACAAACAAAGUUUUUAUUUCUGUUGGUGUGUUACAAUUUAUUAGUUGUAAUUGUUAUUAUUUUGUGCAAUUUUUAUCCAUGUGUUAAUCAAUGUCAUUAAUUGUGUCAAAUUUUAUUCAAACUCCAACGGAUUUUUUGUUUGAUGAGCAUUAUGAAAUAUCAACUUUUAGUACUGCUCACAAAAAGUUAUUAAUUUUGAGAUAUCAAGAAGUGUUUACUCUAGGUGUAUUGCACUGACCUACUAAUAGUAAUGUAUGUUUUAUUUUAAAAAUAACGUACACUGCAGCAUUUAUUUGUAGUAACAAAUUCGAUUUGAGGGCAAAAUCGGAUUUCUAAUAAACAAAAUUUGUAUACUUAAAUUUUUUUUUUGUAUACUCUGGUCAUCCAAAUUUUCAGAUAAUGAUAAAAUAAAAUUAGAAGCGAGUCUACAUUGCAAAACAAUUAUCAUUUACUUUAUUUACUAAUCGAUGUAAAUGCCAUUCAUAGUAUUCAUACUAGAGCAUAUGCACCUACUGUAGAUUUCUUGUGUAUUUUUACAAUUAAUUUUGAUGAAGCAUUUGCUUCAUUAAUUACCCCAUGACUGACUGUUACUUGCAGUGUUGAAUACCUAUGUAUAUAAUCGUGUGUAAUCACUGUGUGCUAAAAAUUUAUACUUGUAACAAUUUUACUGUAUAAUAUAUUUAUACAUUGAUCAAUUCGA